AUGAAAGAGGCUGCUAAAACAGCAACCCAAAAGGCCGUUCAGAAAGCUGCCACUAAGACUGGUGAAUAUGCUGGCGAGAAGGCCGGCGAUAAAAUUAUUCAGUUAUUAAGCAAAAAGAAUAAAAAGACAAAAACACCAGUAGCGACAUCAUUAAUAGAAAAUCCACAAUCAAGAGAGCUAAGCAAUUACGAGAUUAAUGAGAGGGUAAAUCAAUUAUUGUCUGUAGGCCGGAUGAGAAGAUUUAUCUAAUCUAUUAGUAUAAUGAAUUCUUUUAGAGAUCCAAAAUAUGUUGAACGAUAUGAAGAUGUUAUUUUUGACCUAGAAACAGCACUGAAUACAACUGUCGCCAAUAAUGCCUAUCAGAAGAAGAUGGCUAUAGGUUUGUUGUUGAUAACAGCGGAGAGGUUACACCAUUUGACUGGUAUAAUGCUCGAUCAGUCUUGAUUUAAAAGUAGUCUUACUGGCUAAUGGUGGUAACAUUGCAGUAGCAGAUCAUAAUGGAAUUGUAAACGGGUCGUACUCAUUCUUGAAACAUUUUGAUAUUAAGCUAAGUGGCAAGAAAGUGUAUGGUUGUCAUGAUGCAAAUCAGGCGGUUAAUAUUAAAAACUUACUCGAUUACAGUCCAUCUUACGCUGAAAAAACAGCAUGUAAUGAGUUUUUCUUCCUUGAUACAUCCAGAAAUGCAGAAGAGCGGGAAUUUGAAGUUAGUGGUACAAAUCAAUUAGCCAAAAGAAGAGUAGCUUACAAUAAAGGUUUUGCCCUUCGAAAAGCACUCUUAGGUACCUCAUCCACAGUAAACACUGAAAUACCACUGAACAGAUACUCGUUUUUCGAAAUGUUAGAGGAUGAGCUGUUAUCCAAUACAAGGGUUGAGAUGAAUUUUGAGAUUGAGUCAGAUGGUAACCUACUUUGGCAAGCCGGGGCUAAUUGCAGGGUGCUUAUCACCAGGAUGCAGUUGUAUGUACCGCGGAUAACCUUUAACAGUGAAGGCCAAUCAUCCUAUAUGAGUCAGUAUCUUAAAAAUCACAAGUGGACUUACUUGAGAGAGAAUAUAGAAAGAUCAAAUAGUAGCCGGCAGAGAGCUGGGCAUUUCAGAAUAUCAACUGGUAUCUCAAAACCAAGGCACGUGUUUGUGUUCAUAAUCAAUGACGCGAAUAUCGAUGCCCAGACAGAGAACCCAUUCUUGUACAACACAUUCUCUGUCUCAACUGACCCAAGAACCUUAUCCAAUUGUCAUCUGGAAGUUGGAAAUGGUAAUGAAUACCCCGAAAUCAAUUACACACCAACUACUGAUAUGACUAGAGUCUUCAGGGAUGUUCUGAAAUAUGUCCAUAAAAAUAAUGAAUAUGGUGAAGGGUCAUUACUCAAUAAAUCUAAUUUUAGUACGCUAUUCCCUUUCCUGUAUUUCGACCUAACAAAACAGAAAAUGGACAUUAAGGAUGGCACUACAAAAAGGACAUUCAAAUAUGAGCUAUCUGGAACAACGGCAAUAGCCUACUCAAUUUACGCAUUAACAUUAUAUGAGCAAGAUGUUGAGCUAAUUCAAAAGGAUGGCAAAAUAAUACUCAGAUCAUCGUAAAUUAAAAAUGGUUAAAAUUAUGUAACAUAUAUUAUAUACAAGUAAUGACGAAAUAUUAUCCUUAUGGUGUGUCACUUAGUAAAGGACAAUUGGAAAAGCUUUCGAGAGCUUAUAAUAAUAAUACAGGAAUAACCAUCAGACUUACCAGAAAUGAGUUAUCCGGACCACAUGAAUUAAUGCUAACAAAAACUCAGAUCAAUAAAUUGAAAAAAGCAAUGAGCCAGGGUACAGGAUCGGAUAUCAAGAUAUCAAAACCACAAAUCAGAAAGGCUGUUAGACAGGGUGGUAGUUUGUGGGGAUCAUUAAUCAGUUUAGGAAGCAAGUUGCUACCUAUCGCUAUGCCACUAGCCAAAAAAGCUAUUGCACCCCUUGCAACAGGAGCGUUAUCAGGAUUAGCCAGUCUUGGUGUGGAUAAAAUAUUCGGAAAAGGUCAACGAGGAGGUUUUCUUAUUCCAAUAGGUAAAAUAGCACAAUUAAUAUAUUACAAACAUUUACUGACCACGGGGCAGAAAGAGGAUAUUCUUAAGGCUGUCCAAACUGGCAACGGAUUGGUUAUCAGACCGACAAAAACACAGAGCGGCGGAUUUCUUGGUACUCUACUAGCGAGUAUAGGAGUCCCUUUAUUACUAAAUGCAUUGACAGGAAAGUGGACUCAAGUCGACAGAACUGGUUCACCCGCUAAUACAACGACAGUAUAUGUCCCUCCUAGUGUAACAAGUAAUCACAAUGGCCAUGGAAUGAUAACCCCGUACCCUUACAUGUCGCCACCUUUCUUUGGAACAUGGGAAAAUCCAGUUGGUGCGGGAGCAAAAAAAAAAAGAAAGGGAGAGGGACCGCCGCUCGGCAAAAACAGUCCAUUCAAUUCAAUCCCAGUUCUAGGAACAAUACUGUAAGAUUCAUAAACAAACCAUUAUCGAAUAUUGAUUUGUUACAAUGGGUUACACAAUUGGAAAUAAAAUAUUUCAGGGGUAUUUACAGCCGUGAUAAUUUACCAGACAAAAUAAAUAAAUUAGAAACAGGAAUAAUUAACCUUGAUGAUUCAAUGGGCGUGGGAAGUCAUUAGAUUUGUUAUAGAAACGUGGAUAAACAAUUUUGUGAAUUUUUUGACCCGUUUGGAUUGAUCAUGCCCAAUGAAAUCAAAAAUUACCUGAAAACAAGCGGGAAAAAAAUGGUGUACUCAUCAGAUGAAAUACAAGAAAGGGACAGUGUGUUGUGUGGUUAUUAGUGCUUAUAUUACCUCCUGGAGAGACAAAAGGGUAGAUCAUUAUUAGACGUUAUACAUAACCCCAAAUUCAGUUUCACAAAUCAAAUGAUAGAUCACCAAUUUCUGAUAAACUAUUUUAUGUAAUCCAUAUAUAUAAGAUGACUGAAAAGUUCUGUGUUUAUUGCCAAGAACUUACUCCGCAUUUUGUGAAUCAAUAUGGAUGUUUCGAGUGCUGCAACUGUGAGCCCUUGAGUGAGAGUGAUUAUGAGUUAGAUAGCAGCCAUGAUACUUAUGUUCCAGACAGUAGUGAUAGUGAUUAGAUAAUAAUUAUAUAACAUAAAUAUAUAAUAAUGGUGAAAUCUUAUUGUGUUAAACAGAAGAAGCAAACAGAAAGUGUAGAACCUUCGGGUUACAAAACUGCCAAAAAUGGUAGACUUAUGUUUUGGUGCACUUGUGCUGAAUGCGGAAUUAAAAAGUUUAAAUUUGUAAAGAAGGGAAACUAGAUCAGUCUGUCCUUGGGGCAGGCGUAAUGGACACAGUGGCUGGUACAGCACUGGACAUGUUUGUACAUCACGGGCUUCCUUGGAUGGGUAAAAAAGCAGUUGAGAUGGGAAGAUAUUACGGGUCAGAAGCGCUCAGAAACCCUAAAUUACAGAAAAAAGCUAUAGAUUAUGUUUUGGACAAAUUAAAUCCAAUGAUUCAGAAUGUCGGUUCUCAAGCUCUUAACCAAUUAUCAACCAAAAAACGACCAAAGAAAAACUACAAAACAAACAGGAAAGAUCUUGAUGGUGAUGCUUUGGAUAUUCACAAGGCCAUUGGAAAAUUACCAAGACCCGCAGGCGGAUGGACCUUGCCAGGGCAUAAAUACACUGGCCCCUACAACGAUCUCGAAAACCAAGUGAGAUACAAUCCAGAAACUGGUGAAAUAUUAGAAAUUUAUGAUCAACCAACUGGGCCAACCGAUGCAGCGGCAAUGCAACAUGAUGUCGAUUAUAGUGUUUGUGGUGAUAACCGAAAGUGUAAAAAUAAAGCUGACCGUAAAUGGUAAAAUCAUUAGACGCCAUUCCUUAUAAUGAACGACAAUGGGGACACUGGUUAGCUAGAAAUCUAAUAAACACAAAACAGAACUUCGGACUUGGUUUAAACUGAAAACGCCGUCAGGUAUUAGUUGGCAACAACAAUUAGCGGACGAAUAAAGCACAACUUUACUCGGCGGCGUGUUAUUACAACCGGUAUUGGCAAAAUGUGGAACUCAGAUCUGGUUGAAACGCAACAGUUUAGUAAAUGGAACAAGGGAUACAGAUACCUUCUCAUGGUAUUAGAUCUAUUCUCCAAAUAUGGCUGGAUUGUCCCAUUAAAGGAUAAGAAAGGGGAAACUGUCACAGAAGAAUUCAAAACUAUCUUCAAAGAGGGCCGUAAAGCACAAUAUCUUUGGACUGAUAAGGAAAAAGAGUAUUAUAACAAAAAUAUGAAAGAACUGUUGGAAAAGAAUGACAUAACACUAUACUCAACCGAAAAUGAGGAAAAAUCUAGUGUGUGUGAAAGAUGGAACCGUACAAUUAAAACCAAAAUGUGGAAGCAGUUUACUGUCCAGGGUAAUACCGUAUAUUUAGACAUACUACCAAAAAUAUUGGAGCAGUAUAAUAACACCAAACACAGUUCCAUUAAAAUGACUCCUGUAGAAGCUAGUAAAAAGAAGAAUGAAAAUACCGUGUAUUUCAAUCUAUAUGGUGAUAUGGAGCAAUUGUCAUCUAAGCUCAAAUUCAAGAUUGGUGAUAAAGUUAGGAUAAGUAAGUAUAAGAGAAUGGUGUUUGAUAAAGGGUACACACCUAAUUGGACAGAGGAGAUAUUCCUGAUCGAUAAAAUCCAAUCCACAAACCCAAUUACCUACAGAUUAAAGGAUCUCAAUAAUGAGGAGAUACAAGGCAGCUUUUAUGAGCCUGAAUUACUACCAGCAAAACAGGAUGUAUUUCGCAUUGAAAAGGUCAUUCGGAGGGAUUAUAAGAAGAAACAAGCUCUUGUAAAAUGGUUGGGCUAUAGUGACGACUUUAAUAGUUGGACUCCACUAAGCAACCUGCAAGAAUUAUCUAACUAAUAGUAUAUAUGGACGAUCAUACAAGAAAGCUUGAUACUAAAAUCCAGAGUAAGGAAACCGAGCUUAAUGCACUAUUCACUAAAAUCCAAAAAUUGGAGGAAGAAAUUGCGACAUUAUACCAAAGAAAUUAAUAUCCAAAAAUCUGGAAACAGUAGAAAUGUCAUUAACCGGCGUCCUAGGUGCAAUCUUUGAAACAGAGGAAGAGGAGGUGGAGAAAGAGUAAAUUGCCACCGUACCCAAAAUGGGGACGGUGAGUCUAAAGGUGUUGCCCCGUCAAAAUGAAGGGUCAACCAGGUGAAACGCCGGGUCAACAAAUUGAGGCAUUUUUUGGGGGGGUGUCAAAACGACGACCCUGGUCUAAUGUGCUGAAACGGCACCUCAGGCCUAGCAUACUUUUUAAUCUAUCAUACUUAUCAUAUUUUUGGUCUGUAUGAUAAUAUUUAUGUAACCUAUAUAUAUAUACGAUAAGUAUGAUUGAAAAAAAAGUAUUCUAACGAAGAGAUGAACAUCGAACUGACUUCAUUUCUUGAUAAUAACCAAAAUGUUUGGUUCAAGGGUAAGGACAUUGCUACUGCCUUAGGUUAUAGCGACACGAGCCAAGCAAUAAGAAAAAAUGUGUGCAUAGAAGACAAAUACAAAGGGGGUGUCUACACGACGGGGGGUUUUCAAACUUGUGUUUUCAUAAAUGAAUCCGUUUUAUACUCUCUCAUCUUAUCCUCAAAAUUGGAAACUGCUAAAAAGUUCAAACAUUGGGUAACAUCACAAGUCCUCCCAUCCAUCCGUAAAUAUGGCUACUAUAAGUCAUUCAACAAACCCUGGAAUAAGAUGAUUAUGAUUGGCAAUGAGACUGACCUACAUUAUAAAGUAGUGGACCUCAUAAGAAAGUACUAUCCAGAUACUAUAUUAGUAGCCGGUCUGGGAGAGAAUCAAGAUACUGAGGAUAAGAGGCUUGAUUCGUAUAAGAAAGGAUAUACCCGUGGACAGCCUGAUUUGAUGAUACUCGAUUAUCACAAAGAUUAUAAAUAUAAAGGCCUUUGUAUUGAAUUCAAAUCACCAACUAAUAAUUAUCAUGUAUCAGAAGCCCAAAAGGAGAUGAAGAAGAAGUACGUUAAUAAUGGCUAUGCUUUUGUGCUUAGUAAUGAUUAUGAUAGAAUCUGCAUGAAUAUCCAUGAUUAUAUGAAA
Molecule: messenger RNA, 6060 nt
Organism: Porites evermanni
Lineage: Eukaryota; Metazoa; Cnidaria; Anthozoa; Scleractinia; Poritidae
Source: the annotation of a GenBank genome assembly